AUAUUUUUUAACAAAUCGAUUUUUAUACCAAAAAAUUGUCAACCGAUGUAAAAAGGUGAAGCCAACAGGCCCAGCUCUUGGCUUUCUCGCUGCCCCCGCCGCCGCAACCGUCCACCCGCGCCGCGACAACCACAAGCUGCGAUUCGCCGCCGCGACAACGCCUCGAUACAUCCACCAUGUCGCCGUCAAUGCUGGUUCGAACGGGGGAUAUAUUCUCCGCCGGCGACCUCGAGGUGCCCCCCGCGCCUGCAGCAGGAUCGAAUGUACGCUGCAAUCUCCCGAAUAUACUCCGCGGCGCGUAGGCGCCUCGAGGCCUUCAUAACCGCGCUCCCGGGCAGUCACGAUGGUUGCGGCGGCAGCAGGAGGGGCUCGCAUCGGCAUCGCCAGCGGCGGCGGUGGAGCAGCCCUUUCAGGACCCCGCUGGGCUCGCCUAUGUCGAUGUCCUCCAUCAUCGGCGCCGCGGACGAGCAGGCCACCCCCGCGUCGUCGGGGGCGGCCUACGCCACUCCCCAGGGCGAGACAGCGACACCGUCCGUGAUUCUGGCGUCGCCGCUGCCACCGCCACAGAUGGUCGUGGUGGCGCUGGACGCCACGCGGGACCACCGGGAUGACGAGAUCAAAACGGCGUUCAGGAAUUUGGUCGAGCGAGGAGACAUACUCCGCGCAAGGGAUUCGCUGCUCGUGCUGGGCGUGCUUCACUCCAUCACCCAUCCAAUGGGCUACCAAACCAAACCGUUUACUGAAUCUUUUGUCGGGACAAGCGACAGAUACCUACUUGAUCAGGUGGCGAACAUAGCUGAAUCCUACAAAAAUAAGCUCCAACAAGUUAUAGAGAUGCUCCACAAUGUUAAGAUUACUGUGACCCUCAAGAUAACCCCGGGAGCACCUGCAAAGGUUUUCAUUAUCCAUGAAGUAAAUUCCAGCAAAGCUUCUUGGGUUGUCCUAGAUAGGCACUUCCGGAGAGAUUUCAAGCACUUAGAAAAGCACAUAGCUUGCAAAGUUGCGACAUUUCAGGAUCACUUACAAGUGCAAUCCUUGAGGUCAAUACGAACAAAUCCAUCAAACAAAAGCACAUAUGAAUUGGAGGACCUGCAACGUUUUGCGGUCACGAUGGAUCUGAGUUCUGAAACAGUAAAUGGUGACACUCGCAAGGUAUCAAUCAGGUCGUCGCCUGUAAGCUACCUUGCCUCUCUGAACAAGCACGAGAUCCAUGAGACCUCCAGCGUGGCUGCAUGCAGCAUGCCAUACUUCAGUGGCAUGUCUCUCACAAUUGACGAUAUGGAAUCCCUACCUAAUGAAAAAUACGAAGAUAAAAUGAGCUCCCAAUAUGAUUCAUCAGAAAGGCCAGUUUUGUGCAUUGGCUGCGGUCUAAAAUCAGUUCUGUACAUAAAGGAAUCCAUGAAAUUCCCAUUCUCGGAGAUUCAAACUGCAACAUCGGAUUUUUCAAGUGAAAAUUUGCUGGGUGAGGGUGGAUUUGGGCAUGUGUACAAGGGCCAGCUCAAGGAUGGUCAGGUCAUUGCAGCCAAGGUGCACAAAGAAGCUAGCUCACAGGGUUAUACUGAAUUCUUCUCGGAAGUGCAAGUUCUCAGUUUUGCUCGACACCGAAAUAUUGUCAUGCUGCUUGGGUACUGCUGCAAAGAAAGCUAUAACAUCUUGGUGUAUGAGUAUAUAUGCAACAAUUCUCUCGAGUGGCAUUUAUUUGACAAGUCGGCAAGCUUAUUAGAGUGGCACAAGAGGUAUGCUAUUGCUAUUGGUAUAGCAAAAGGGCUGCGAUUUCUACACGAGGAAUGUCGUGCUGGUCCAAUCAUUCAUCGCGAUUUGCGUCCAAGCAAUGUACUCUUGACGCAUGACUUUGUUCCUAUGCUUGGUGACUUUGGUCUUGCAAAAUGGAAGGCUGGCGGUGACAACAUCCAGACAAGGAUUCUGGGUCAAACAGGAUACUUGGCGCCUGAGUAUGCUCAGUAUGGCAUGGUUUCUGUCAGAACGGAUGUCUACGCCUUUGGGAUUGUUCUUUUCCAGCUGAUAUCUGGUCGAAAGGUGCUUGAUGACCAUGGAGGGCAGUGCACACAUAUAUUGCAAUGGGCAGAGCCAUUGGUCGAAAGCCUUGCACUUCACGAACUAAUUGAUGAUCGCAUUAAAGAUACAAACGAUACAUAUGGGUUGUAUCAUCUAGCCAAAAUUGCAUAUCUUUGUGCCAGGCCAAACCCAGAGCAGCGGCCUUCUAUGGGAGAGGUUGUUCGCCUUAUUGAGAUAGAAACUGAACAUAUCAGGGAUUUGUCACGACAAUUCAUCCCUCAUUUCAUGAAGUGAUGAAAUAACCGAAGGGGAUUUUGUGGUGUGAGCUGACUACUAAAGUAUCUACGCUGCAUUUCCACCGGGACAAAGUAAACUGAAAUCCAUACUCUCCAUUCUUGUUGGUGAUAUUGUAACACUUGGCAGUUCGCUCUCUUUUGCCUUUCUUCAUUUUCUUCUUCCAACCAUGUAAGGCUUUGUUCGGUUAUUCCUAUGCUUUAUGGAUUAGAAUGGAUUGGAAAAAAAUAUGAAGGAUUUUGACUUGCUAUGGAUUUAAUCCCACCUAAUCCCUUCCAAUCCAUAUGGAUUGAUAGGAAACCCAACAGGCCCUAACAGUGUGCACAUGGGGUUACUGCACCUUUUUUUUCUUGCUCCUUUCUUCUCUUUGUAAAUGAAACACCUUCUUCUCAGAGUGUUGCCAUAGGUGUCUCCUGGCCUUGCCACUUUUCUAGAAUGUAAUGCCACUGUGUAAUUGACUGGCUGUUGAAGAAUUUGGGAGGACGCGAAAGAUGAGUGAUCUA
Zea mays is the source of this 2813-nucleotide messenger RNA. RefSeq names its product inactive protein kinase SELMODRAFT_444075. The transcript is spliced from 10 exons. The coding region runs from base 262 to 2310 and encodes 682 amino acids. Lineage: Eukaryota; Viridiplantae; Streptophyta; Magnoliopsida; Poales; Poaceae. Gene Ontology annotation, molecular function: protein tyrosine kinase activity; ATP binding. The record is from RefSeq and is a predicted model, not a curated record. Gene Ontology annotation, biological process: protein phosphorylation.